Messenger RNA from Mugil cephalus (flathead mullet), 1983 nucleotides. RefSeq names its product cytochrome P450 7A1 (gene cyp7a1). Bases 228 to 1769 code for a protein of 513 amino acids. NCBI's taxonomy places the organism in Eukaryota, Metazoa, Chordata, Actinopteri, Mugiliformes, Mugilidae. The record is from RefSeq and is a predicted model, not a curated record. Gene Ontology annotation, biological process: bile acid biosynthetic process; cellular response to glucose stimulus; cholesterol homeostasis. Gene Ontology annotation, molecular function: iron ion binding; cholesterol 7-alpha-monooxygenase activity; heme binding. The transcript has 8 exons.
UGCACACUGACACACACAGAUAGUGUGCUCACACAUUGUGCGGCUGCAGGCAACAGCAUUUUGAAUUUGUUGUCUCUCCAGGAACGUAAUGCAGCAACUUUAAUACACAUUCUCCGGGACUGGUGAUUUUCAGUAAAACAGAUUCUUGCCAGUGUGGAGCACCACUCACUGUCUGUGAGCCUCCUGUUGUGUUGGAUCUUCAUCUCAUCAUCCUUGACAUCAUCAACAUGAUUUUAAGCAUUGCUCUUAUCUGGGCUGUAGUAGUGGGAUUUUGCUGCCUCCUGUGGCUCGCCUUGGGGAUAAGACACAGGCAACCCCGUGAGCCUGCAGUGGAAAACGGCUUCAUCCCCUACUUGGGUUGUGCUCUGCAGUUUGGGGCCAACCCCCUCCAAUUCCUCCGCAGCCGCCAGAAGAAGUAUGGACACAUUUUCACCUGCAAGAUUGCUGGCCAGUACAUCCACUUCCUCUGUGACCCCUUCUCCUACCAUUCAGUCAUCAGACAGGGGAGACAUCUAGACUGGAGGAAAUUCCAUUUUGCUACGUCUGUCAAGGCAUUUGGCCAUGACAGCUUCGACCCUCGCCACGGCCACACCACGGAGAACCUCCACCAAACCUUUCUGAAAACCUUGCAGGGUGAAGCUCUCCCCUCCCUGAUAGAGACAAUGGUGGGCCACCUUCAGGAUGUCAUGCUGAAAUCUGACACACUCAGGCCCAGCAAAAACCACUGGGAGGUGGAUGGCAUCUUUGCUUUCUGCUACAAGGUGAUGUUUGAGUCUGGUUACUUGACUCUGUUUGGUAAAGAGCUUGGUGACGAUAAGUGUAAGGCUCGGGAGGCAGCUCAGAAAGCCCUAGUGCUCAAUGCUUUGGAGAACUUCAAAGAAUUUGACAAGAUCUUCCCGGCACUUGUGGCUGGCUUACCCAUUCAUGUUUUCAAAAGUGCCUACAGCGCCAGAGAGAACCUAGCAAAGACUAUGCAUGCUGAAAAUUUGUCCAAGAGGGAGAACGUGUCUGAUUUGAUCUCUAUGAGGAUGAUCCUGAAUGAUUCCUUAUCUACCUUCAAUGACGUGAGCAAAGCCAGGACCCACGUUGCUUUGCUUUGGGCUUCACAGGCAAACACCUUGCCUGCUACUUUCUGGAGUCUUUUUUAUAUGAUCAGGAGUCCAGAUGCAAUGAAAGCAGCUCAGCAAGAAGUACAGAAAGUUCUGCAGGCUGCAGGUUUGACAGUUUCCCCCAAUGACCCCAACCUGAACCUGACCAGGGACCAGCUUGACAACAUGCCUGUUUUGGACAGCAUCAUAAAAGAAGCCAUGCGUCUUUCCAGUGCUUCAAUGAAUGUCCGCGUUGCCAAGGAAGACUUCUUGCUUCAUCUUGACAACCAAGAAUCUUACCACAUUAGGAAAGAUGAUGUCAUAGCCCUGUAUCCACCCAUGCUGCACUAUGAUCCAGAAAUCUAUGAAGAUCCCUAUGAGUAUAAGUUUGACCGUUUUCUUGAUGAGAAUGGACAGGAGAAAACCACUUUUUAUCGAAGCGGCCGGCGACUUCGUUACUUUUACAUGCCUUUUGGCUCUGGGGUCACCAAAUGCCCUGGUAGAUUUUUCGCUGUGUAUGAGAUCAAGCAGUUCCUGGCUCUGGUGCUGUCUUACUUUGACAUGGAACUAUUGGAUCCUGCUAUCAAAGUUCCCCCUCUAGACCAGUCCCGUGCUGGUCUAGGAAUCCUCCAGCCUACCUAUGAUGUGGACUUCAGGUAUAAGCUGAAAUCAAGCCAGUAGACUCUUGUCUUGCCAGACAGUGACAAAAGUACAUAUUGUACAUAGUGUAUGUUUAACAGUGUUAUUGAAGUUGACUCAGUGUAUGUAAAUAGUUUGAAUUAUAUGUGUAUAUAUGUAGUUUAUAUAGUUUGUUAUAAUUUGUUGCUGAAGAAUUUUUUUUUCUUUUUUAAUUGGGGGUUGGAUGUUUACCAAUAAAUGAUAACUACACAGCAAA